Molecule: messenger RNA, 2096 nt
Organism: Gallus gallus (chicken)
Lineage: Eukaryota; Metazoa; Chordata; Aves; Galliformes; Phasianidae
Product: scavenger receptor cysteine-rich type 1 protein M130-like
Exons: 7
Coding region: 1-1365 (454 amino acids)
Cellular component (GO): membrane
Source: RefSeq, a predicted model, not a curated record
AUGCCACGGAGCGAUGCACUCAGAUGCAGUGGGAGCGAGCGGCACCCGGGCCAGUGCCCCGUGGAGGUGCUGGGGCAGCCCGCCUGCCCCCCCGGGCACACUGCAGCCGUCAACUGCUCAGGUGUCGCCGAGCCCCUGCGGCUGCACGGUGGGGAGAGCCGUUGUGACGGGCGCCUGGAGGUGGCCGUGCGCCCCGGAGUCUGGGCCCGUGUGCCUGUGGGGCUGUGGGACAACGGCACUGCCACCGUGGUGUGCUGGCAGCUGGGCUGCGGUGUGCCUGAGAAAAUCCAUGCUGCGCCGGCCAAUGGCUCGGGCCCCAUAGAGCUGCAGGAGCUGCGCUGUGUUGGCACUGAGGAGCUCCUGGCACAGUGCAAUGCAACACGGAUGGCCGCAGAGCCCAGCAAGAACCCCGAGGAGUUGGCCAUCGCAUGCUCAGGAAGCAAGCAGCUGAGGCUGGUGGGCAGCCGCGGGCGCUGUGCUGGUAGGGUGGAGGUGUACAGCGAGGGCACCUGGGGCACCAUCUGCCAGGACUCCUGGACCCUGCAGGAUGCCACCGUCGUCUGCCGCCAGCUGGGCUGCGGAAGGGCCCUGGAGGCUCCCGGCUCCGAGCGCUUUGGGCCUGGCACUGGGACGCUGUGGCUGGGUGCUGGGGGCUGCGCUGGGACAGAGGAUGCUCUCUGGCACUGCCCGGCCCCAGUGCAGCGCGGCUGCCGGCGUGGCGGCGGUGCGGGCGCCGUGUGCUCAGGGCUGCUGGACCUGCGGCUGAUGGGGGGAAGCAGCAGAUGCAGUGGGCACCUGGAGGUGCUGCAUGAGGGGACGUGGGGUCGUGUUUGCGCCAAUGGCACCAGCCCUGCCACGGCCUCUGCCAUCUGCCGCCAGCUGGGAUGUGGCACAGCGGGGAGUCUGACAGACAACCCUGCAGAGGGCUCCAAGCCUGCCUGGCUGAGCUGGGUGAGGUGUGAGGAGGGGGCCCGCUCGCUAUGGCGCUGCCCCUCGGCACCCUGGCAGCUGCAGGAAUGCGGCCCCACCGGGAUCACACACAUCACGUGUGAGGAGGACAGCAGGGACAGCAGUGAGGCCACCAGCCCAGCCCCAGCUCUCACCCACAGCGCUGUCCCGCUGACUGCAGCACCGAGGAGUGUGUCAGCACUCACGGUGCUGUGUGUGCUCCUGGGGACGCUGCUCUGCGUGGCCCUGGCCGCCCUGGCCGUGCAGGCACACCGCACACAGGCACACUGCCAAGGUGGGCAUCACUAUGGGGGUUCCCCAACACGGGGCAGCACCGCGGGGACAUCGGGCACUCGGGUGCCAUGCAUGCUGCCUUGCAGGCCCCAGCAAGGAUGCUGCCUCCGAGGCUGUGUAUGAGGAGCUGGACUACAGCCUGAUGCCAGAGUACCAGGAGGUGCCCAGCCACACAGGUUCCCUAUCCCAGGGCUCAGGGAGAAAACUGUCCAAUCACAGUGGGGACGGUGCAGAGGACAGUGACCUCCAGGUGUCCCCAGACCCCCCUGCCCAGCCCCAGCACAGCUCCUCGCAUGGCUACGACAACGUUAUGGCUGUGCCGCAGGUGUCCCCCUCUCCCCAGCCCGGGGAUGCCCCGGCACAGCCCCCCGAGGACAUGGGCUAUGACGACGUUGUUGUCUGCACCCUGGGGACGUCGCUGUGAGCAGGCCCCGGGGACAUGGCUGGGACAGGGACCUCUGUCCCCAAGACGCCGUGGCAGCAUCACCGCUCCCUCUUCAGUGCUGCAUGUAACAGCAGCAAACUGCUCGGUUCUCCUUCCUGCAGCCGGGACAGAACAGCUCAACAGCUUUUUUGUAAUUGUCUUCUUGUAGCUCCCUCCUUAUGUGUAUCUCUUUUAACAAACAUUAAAAGCCCAGAACUCUGCAGAAACUCACUUGCAUUCUUGGCUCCUCCACCUGAGUCCGUCAGCCAUCCCCCGGGGCUGUGGGGCAAAGCUGGAUUUCAGAGACAUCCCCAUGGGCUCUGGGCGCUGCCCACAGUGACAGCAGCUGACAGAGGUGAGGUGGGAUGGCUCCCGUGAGCGCUGCGCUGCAGUGGAAGGACAAGGAGGGCCGCGUGUCCCCACAGGCACA